AUGGCUCCUAGAACCCACUUGACAGAUCUCGGAAGCAUCGCCAACGUUGAUCUGACCGAACUUGGCGCAGGCAAGGAAGGCUGGCUUGAUAAUCCCAAUCUCCUCUGUGCUCUCGAUACAAAUUCUCUUGCAAUCGCCAAUCGAUACUACAUCCUUGUUCUCGAGUGGUCUAACGCCUCUGGUACUGCUAGCUUUCGGGUCAAGAUCCGACCCAAUCUUUCCCCAAUUGAGGCGGAGUAUGUAUCUGCUCUUGAGUGGUUGGUGUUUGAUGAUAUUAGGGUUAUUGCCAUCGGAACAUCUUGUGGGUACUUUUUGAUUUACUCACUUGGAGGCGAUCUUAUUCACAAACAGCUUGUAUACCCUGGAAGGAUUCUAAGGUUAAGAGUACGUGGAACCAAGAGAGAUAUUACAGAAGAUACAUCAUCUUUUGAAGAAGUAUGUGUUGUUAUAGCAGGCAUAAUUGCUCGUUUUGAUGGAUCUGAUCUUCAGAAAGUACUUCAAAAAUGGUAUCAAGAAACUCAAAAUCAAUUCUGGAAUUCCAUUAAAGAUCCAGAAGAAGAAUCUGAAGAUUCCUUCACCCGAAUUCCCUACCAAGUUUGGAAUGUCAAUGGAUACGGCUCGUGUACUGAUGCUGCCAUCACAGGUGUCAUGUCGCCUCCUCUUCUUGAACUACAGUCGAGUGAUCGCUAUUAUUGUGCUGUCACCAUUGGAGUUGAUGCUGCAAUUUCUGCGUUUAGGCUUUCUGAAGAUCGAAGCAGGUCUUUUGUGGGGGCGAUUUUGUCAAAAGUUAUGCCUGUAACUUUUUCGACAAUAGCUUCUUUUUCUAAAUUGGUUUGGAGGAGCCAACAACCAGCAAAAAAGCCAGAACCAAAGCCACAGCCAUUUGCUCGAGCUUUACCCCUUACAUGUUUGAAAGAUCACCCGAGAAAAGGGGAGAAGCUAACCUUAUCGCCAAGCGGGACUUUGGCGGCAAUAACGGAUUCACUUGGCCGUAUUAUGCUCUUGGACACCCGUGCCCUUGUGGUUGUACGGUUAUGGAAGGGGUAUCGUGAUGCGAGCUGUCUUUUUGUUGAAAGACUUGUAAAUAAAGAGAGUAUAGGAAGCCAUGAACGCGUGAAAAACAAUUAUUGUUUAUGUCUUGCCAUUCAUGCUCCUCGAAAGGGCAUUGUUGAGAUUUGGCAGAUGAGAACGGGGCCCAGGAUUCUUACAAUCCCGUGCCCAAAAGGAAGCAAAAUACUACAACCCACUUACAGAUUUGGAUCAUCAACGGUUUCUGAAUCCUCUUAUAAACCGUUGGAAGUUUUCUUUCUGAAUGGAGAUUCUGGUCAACUUUCAAGAUUAAAUUGAUUGGUGUUUUUCUUUUAUUUGUUUAGGGUCUCUUGUGUUUAUGGUGGUAAAUUAAGGGGUUGUUUAGGAUAUUCUUGUUUAUCAAAAUGGAGUUUGUAUUAGGUUAUAUGCUACUACUAAAAUGUAAUAAGUUGAUAAGUUUUUUUUUUUUUGGUGUUUGACGAAAAUUUAUUGUGUUUAUACAUGUAAAAGAGUAAAAGUACCAAAAUGGAUAGGGGUAAAAGGGUAAAUGGUUAAACCUACACUCUUUGAAGUGCAUAUGUGGCAUGGUACUCUUGUUAAUGUUAAUUUAAA
Lactuca saligna is the source of this 1641-nucleotide messenger RNA. The record is from the annotation of a GenBank genome assembly. NCBI's taxonomy places the organism in Eukaryota, Viridiplantae, Streptophyta, Magnoliopsida, Asterales, Asteraceae.